This is a messenger RNA of Phacochoerus africanus (Common warthog), 2194 nucleotides long. It is a transcript of the gene CDC42EP1, whose product is annotated as CDC42 effector protein 1. Lineage: Eukaryota; Metazoa; Chordata; Mammalia; Artiodactyla; Suidae. Bases 439 to 1566 code for a protein of 375 amino acids. The record is from RefSeq and is a predicted model, not a curated record. The transcript has 3 exons.
CCCGCGGCCAGGGCGGCGCAGACCGGCCCAGCCACUCGCCAGGGCUGCGCGCCGGGACGCGCCACCGCCACCGCCACCGCCGCCGCCGCCGCCGCGUCCGCCCUUCAGCCCCCGCUCCCGGGGUUCGAGAAGGUCUCCACCCUGGGCAGGAGGGGGGCUGUCCCAGUUCGAGGCACAUUGGGCGCCUUCUCUGUUCUUGGACAGAACAGCUACAGCUGCUUCGACGGGGCUGGGAGCCAAGCCUCAGGGAGAGACGAGCCAUGGACCCCCCAUAGCCUCAGCAUUUGGGGUCAGCGCCUUAGGAGAGCAGAGGGGCCACCUCCAUCCACCCCCUUCCACCUAGAAGGAGGGAGCCAAGAACUGGACCCUUAGCCCAGCCCACUGCCCUCCCCAGGCCCCAGGAGGGCAUGGACCAGCAGUGGUGAACUGCCAGAGCUGAUGCCGGGUCCCCAGGGGGCCGGAGGAACCCCGGCCAUGAGCCUGGGCAAGCUCUCGCCCGUGGGCUGGGUGUCCAGCUCUCAGGGGAAGAGACGGCUGACAGCGGACAUGAUCAGCCCUCCCCUCGGGGACUUCCGCCACACCAUGCACGUGGGCCGCGGCGGGGACGUCUUCGGCGACACCUCCUUCCUCAGCAACCACGGUGGCAGCUCCCGGGGCACCCACCGCUCGCCCCGCAACUUCCUGGCCAAGAAGCUGCAGCUGAUGCGAAGGGUGGGGGCACCGCCGCGGCGAAUGGCUUCCCCGCCCGCGCCGUCGCCGGCUCCGCCCGCCGUCUCCCCCAUCAUCAAGAACGCCAUCUCCCUGCCUCAGCUCAACCAGGCCGCCUACGACAGCCUCGUGGUGGGCAAGCUCAGCUUUGACCGCAGCCCCGCCACCUCCACGGACGGCCACUCCAGUUACGGCCUGGACUCUGGAUUCUGCACCAUCUCCCGCCUGCCUCGUCCAGAAAAGCCUCGUGACCGAGACCGUGAGAACUCCUUCCCCUCUGAGCCUGAGCUUCGCCGCUCUGACUCCCUCCUGUCCUUCCGCCUGGACCUCGACCUUGGCCCCUCUCUCCUCAGUGAGAUGCUGGGGGUCAUGAGCCUCUCAGAAGCCUCUGCGGCUGAGACCCCAGCCCCAGCCCCUGCUGCAAAUUCCCCAGCCCCAGCUGCAAAUCCCCCAGCCCCAGCUGCAACCCCCCUGUCCCCUCUGGGAAAGCCCUCAGGCCCUGCCUCCAGCCCCCCACCCCGUGGACACUGCCCCAAUGGGGUAACUGCUAGGUUGGGCUCAGUGGCUGAGGCCAGGGCCGGUCCAGUAGGACAGCAUCCCCCAGCACCUGCUGACAUGGCCCCUGGCCGGCGCUGGGGAGCAGGCUGGGGUGGCAGCCAAAGCAGCCGCCACUACCCUGAGGUGGAUGCUCGGCGGGAGCCAGCGGGGAUGCUGUCCCAGGCCCAGUCCUCUUGGGAGAGCCUGGACGACGAGUGGGGGGCAGCCCAGGCAGGCAGCAGGGCCCCCGUGCCCAGCACGGUGCAAGCCAACACCUUCGAGUUCGCUGAUGCUGAGGAGGAUGACGAGGUCAAGGUGUGAGCCGCUGGGCACGGGCUCCGGGCACUGCCUAUGGACAGCCCAGGGGCAGAGCCAGCCCCUCACCUGCCAGGCGGGUCCUAGAUCCCUCCUCACCUCUGCAGGCCAGACAUGGGAGGGAGGCCAGAGGAGACCAAGCUCGUUCCAGGCCCCCGGUGUUCCCCUGGGUCCUGCUGGGCUGACCUGCCUCCCCACCUCCUCCCCCCCGCCCAACCCUCGCCCCACUGCCACUCUGGACCCAGUAGCCAUUCCCUGGGGCCACCUCCACCCCAUGCCACCCCCACCAGCUGGAGGGCCAGCCUCACAGGGCAGCCUUUGUGCUGAGAAAGCUGCCCUCCACGGUUGGGGGCUGGGGAGCACACCACACAGAGCCUUUGUCUCCUCUCCCAAAGGGACCGUGUGCCCCAGCUCAUCCUGGAGUUGCCCCCAGCAGGGUCGCCAUCGCCUGCCUGAGAGCCGCAGCCCUCGCUCAGGCUGCCACCCCAAUAUUCCCACCGCCGCCCCUACUUGUCCCAGAAGCCUCAGAGAAGAAAAUCAGGUGUGACUUCAGAGCAGGUGAAACGCCACCUUCCUGUGUGCACCCAGACCUGCCUCUGGGACCCGAUUAAAAAAAAGGCUUUUUUGAUAAAAA